Molecule: messenger RNA, 4707 nt
Organism: Rodentolepis nana
Lineage: Eukaryota; Metazoa; Platyhelminthes; Cestoda; Cyclophyllidea; Hymenolepididae
Source: the annotation of a GenBank genome assembly
AUGGGACAAAAAUGUGAGAGAUUGUGCGAUUAUCCAUUCUGUCCGUCACUACGGUGGUUUGGUAUUCGGCACCCACCCUAUCGUUAUUUACAAAGAAAUCACUCAGUUGGACAUCCCGAUCCAUAUCUCUCUCAAACUCCUUUUAUAAAUUCAGAAUACGCUAAAUACCCAUUUCUAUAUGAUCCAGAAGUUGGGAAAUGGGUUGUCUCAACCAAGUUUAUGUUAAUUCUUAGAGGACCCCCUGGUUCGGGAAAAUCAUAUCUUGCUGAUCGUAUAAAGAAACGCUAUCCGACUGCACAUAUAUGUUAUGAAGAUAUGCAUACAUAUUCGUUCAGUAACCGUUUAUACAAAUGUGAUCAUGAUGCUGUUCUUCGUGCAUGUGAGGCUGAAGUUAGGGAUUGUGCUUGUCAAUCGAUAAGUCCUAUUGUCAUUGACGGUAACAACAUUCGAUCCUACGAAUGUCGUCUUUAUACAGAGAUCGCACGAUCAUUUGAUUAUAACGUUAUUAUCGUGACCCCUAAAACACCUUGGAGAUUCGAUGUUAUGUCACUGGCGGGCAAAAGCAUGCAUCGUGUUUCACCAGAAAUUAUUAGUUCCAUGAUAUCUCACUUUGAACCGACCAUUUAUCCUUCUUAUUAUGGAUGGUUUUUCGCUGGUGCGACAAGCAGCAACGUUUAUCCAGAUCGGAAUGGAACUCAUCCAAGUAAGGAAACGGAGCAGAUUAUUCGACGGUUCUAUGCGAGUUUCUUAUCUAUCUUGGAACUACCUUACGUUCGGCAGAGGUUGGCUUCGAUGUGCAAUCUUGAUUCGAAUAUAGAUAGAAACCAUUUGGCAAAGUUCUGGUCCUCUGCAGUGUAUCCUACUUUUGGCGAACCAUCAGAAUCUAUCAUCCAAGUUUCGAGACCUCAUUGUACAACGUUUUAUUCCAACUUUGGUCGUGCCACGGGGGCCAUUGAAUACUCCAAUCGGAGUGCGGUUCGUAAGGGCUUGCUAGGAUGUAUUCAAUCGAUUUGUUUGGAGGGACUAUUCGUCACCAAACGGACCAUUGGUCUGAGGGUGAAACUAAGCGGUGAUGAGCAGAUGGAUCUCUGGGGUGGGCUGGAUGAUGAACCAGUUGAUGGAUAUGCACCGGAUGAACCCCGACCAAAGGGAUGUCGAGCACAUGUGACCCUUGCCCUGGCACCAGGAAUCGCUGCAGUUGAAACAGGGUUUGACGCUUUGCGUAUCGCUGACUCAGAGCUCCUAAGCCGACCCGACAUAACUCGCAUUGAGUUGAUGGACGGAGUUCUACGAGAGAUUCCAGUCUCUACGAGCUCGGAGGAAAGUAUUUUCUACUAUCAGCUCAAUACGCCACAACUUAUUCGAGGCAAUCACUAUGAUUUUGAAUGCAUUACAUGUUAUCAAAAUUAUCUUCUAAUCGGGACCAAAUCUGGACAAAUAUUGAUUUACGAGUUCACACCAUUAGAAGUCAAUUCAGACAAUGUUUUUAUUCCUUCUAUAACUGAUCAAAAGCGGCCGAGAAAAAUAGUCAAAUUUACUACCAUUGAUAAGAUAGCUGAAGAAGAGCCUGCUCUUCCCACCUUAAAAGUCAAACUUUGCGUCUCUCACAAUCUCUGCAAGAAACGCAUACAACAAAUACAAGCCGUCCCAGAAUAUGGUUUCUUUCUAGUCUUGACAGAAUUUCAACUCGCUGCUCAUAGUCUAUCAAAUCGACAGCUUGUCUCAGUUCUACCCAAUAGCAAAGGUGCCACAGUAUUUGGCAUCCAAUAUCAAUCUGCGGAUUCAGAAUCUCCAAGUGAUCUUUCAAACCCCUUUAACAAGCGUCCAGCCUAUACUACAGAAGCUCGAUUUUCUUCCAAUAAACCUCCACGUCUAAAUUUAUGCUUUUGUGUAAAGAAAAAACUUUUCUUUUUUCGUUGGUCGCCUUCCAGAGGAACUUUUGUUACGCCUUCAGAAUCAGAGGAUCCAUCCAUUGCCUUUUGGCCCUCGGAAUACUCACUUAUUGAUACUGCGAUGUCUUUACAAUUUUGUGGAACUGAAACUCUUUUGAUUGCUCUGCGCUCACAUUAUCUCAGCAUGAAUUUGAGAACCCUAGAAUGCCGGAAAAUCUCAGCAACAAUGAAAAUGGCAACAGCUAUUAUGACACCAUUACCAUACUGUCUGGAUCCCGUGACCUUCGAAGCCACCAACUCCGAAAAAGAUGAUCUUGAAAAAACGCCGGAUGAAAAAUGGGUCCUUGGAACAUCCGCCCCAUUUGCAAUGGCUUCGGAUGAGAAUUUGUACACUCUUUUGCCCCUGAAUGACGACGUUGGAAGUACACCGACAUCGACACUCUCAGAUAUCCCACAGUGCCUUCACGCCUUCCCUCCCUACCUUCUUGCUGCCUUGCCCAAGCGACUUGAGAUCCAUUCGCUUGAACCAAAUGACCUCGUACAAGCUAUCAAAAUCCCACGUAUACGCUCGAUGUGUUCCAAUGGUCUGGGUUGGUUGUAUGCAUCGGCUGCUUCGUCUGUAUAUGAGCCGGAUGAUUCACAACCCUGUCUUUCAUCCGAUGAAUGUCGUCCUUCCACUAUGGGUCAUGGAAGUGAUGUGUGGCUCCUUUUGUCGGCGAAUCGACUUAGGUGUGUUCAGAAACUCGUCAAUGCGGAGGAAUUCAACAUGGCCCUUCGUUUGGCAAGUUUUGCAAAUAUUUCCGGUCAACCAUCAAUCUCGAACCAUCAAAUUUGCGCUCUCUAUGCUUUUCACUUAUUCAACACCAAACGUCUAUUUGAUACUGCUUUUCAGUACUUCUAUAAACUCAAAAUAGAUCCGAUUUUAGUUCUUGGGCUAUGUGGUGGCGAUAUUUAUAAUGAAGAGUCACCGUCGAAUUAUCCUUUCCCACCUGAACCUCUUACCGAGCCGGAAAAGACUGCUCUUUUUGAACCACUGAUUACGUAUCUGGUACGCUGGAGAAGUCAUCUACGAAGUGGUUGUCCACAUGGAGCGAGGCCUGAGGAAUUUCUUGAGCAGCAAAUUUCUUGUGGUAGUAUUGUUGACGCGAGCCCAACGCUAAGAAAACGGAGGAGUUUACUUGAGGCAGUUGAUACUUGUCUACUCAAAUGCUAUAACGUAACUAAUAUUGCCAGAAUUGGACCUCUUCUAAGGCAGGAGAAUUAUUGCUCACUUGAGGUUGCGGAACAGAUCCUAAGGGCCAAUAAACAGACUAAAGAUUUGGUCAAAGUGUAUAAGAUGCGCGAAAUGCAUCAAAUGGCUCUCUCUUUAAUGACUUCCGAGAGUGGCUCUGGAAAGGAAAGCUUCUCCUACCAAGAAAUAGUCAAUUUUCUGAAGGAUCUUCCCAACGCUCCAUUCGAUUUGGUUUCUGAGUUUUGUGAAACCAUACUCAAACAGCAUCCUCGAGAGUGGAUGAGUAUAUUCCUAACUUGGGAACGCAAAAUAUAUUGCAAUGCCUCAAUAGAAAAAAAAGAAGAAUAUUAUUCUCUCGUGAGCUAUCGAGACAAGGUGAUGCGAUAUUUACAGAGAGUUGCACCUCAUCUCCUUAUUCCCUUCCUUGAGUGUACCCUUUUCGGAGCCUGUGGAUGUGAAAUUGAUGAAGAGGAAGAAGGUCUGGACGCAUUGGAUAUUGUUCAUGAGGAUAUUUCCGACUCUCUCAAUGAAAGUGCAUCCCCUACGUCACGGUCAAACUCUCCUAAUAGCUCCUAUAUUGUCCAGAAUGGCCUAAGUACCCAUGUUAUUCCUCCUAAAUCAACCGUGAUCUCUGAGACGUCCCUGACAGGUUCCCAAAAUUUUGAGGAAACUUGUGUUUGGCCAUUUCCCAAUCAUUGUCACACGCAUCCACCCUCUCAGAAUUGUCGCGUCUGUCGAUCUCUUGAUGACAAUGAAAGUGCCACGGACCUCUAUGAAAUGCCAGAAAUAUGCCCACCUCCCUCUGGUUUUUCUCCAUGCGUUGCGUUGAAUGAUUGCUACACCCGUGCUCUCAUAAAAGAAAUCCAGACGAACAGCCACGGAAAGGUGAUGCCUUCUCAUGCCCAUGAGGAAACACCACAUGAUGGCGUCGUUGCUCGCUUGCGGUAUCGUCUUCUCACUUUUCUCAGCAUGAAGAAUGUCAAACUAUCAACGGAGGAUUUACUAUUCCACUUCCCCUAUGAUGGCUGCUUUGAAGAACGUGCUGUUCUACUGGCUCGACUGGAUCGGCACAGACAGGCUUUGACAAUGUGGGUUCAUUUACUGGGAGACUGGAAUAGGGCCCUGCAACACUGUGCUCAAGUUCAAGCUGAAGCAGAAAGUCGUUUCAUCACUUCCUCGAGUGCUGGAGGUACUCGAAAAGAUGACGAGACUCCAAAGUUGCAUGAAAUCUACACAACUCUCAUUGAUGUUUGUCUUAAUCCAUUGGAGCCGAUUGCUUUGGGUAUUAUUCUUCCUGGAAAUGAAUCUCCACAGAAUGAAAUAAACUCUCGGUUCAAACCACGGAUAGAUCUGGCUAUUGAGGUGGCCACGCAGUUCAGCGAAUUUGUCGAUGUCACCAAGGUUCUUCAAAUGAUUCCGGAUGAUGUCAAUCUCAAAUCAAUCUCGCCUUUCUUGACGGUUGGCACUAGUUAUGUGCACCACGGGAAUUUGGCCGAUAUGCCAUUUCCGAGUGCACGAAUAGGGAGUCGGAAUGCUAGUUCAAUCAAAGAUCAUUCAGCAUUUCCACCUUUGGCCAGACUUUGA